AUGUUGCGACGGCCGCAUGGCCAUGUCGCUCCCCAGAGCAAGUACCUGCUGGCACUUGCACUGAUCUUGCUCCCGUGGCUUCCUCUCGCCGAUGCUCAGCAGCAGCAACAGCGCCCAUCCACAGAAGCCCACCGUCUCCGGUCCCCCGCCGAAAACGACCAGAAUGCCGCGUCUAGCCUCGCGGCCACCGCGGUGAGGGGUCCUGAGACCGCCGAGACACCGCGCGUCGUUCAGCACUCGCCCAUAUCCGUCCGGAGUCGGGAGGCUGACGAGAACGAGGAGGAUGGUGUCCGUCGACGGGUCAUCCCCCAUCAUCACGAUGGCGGCAGCAACACCAAUAAUAACAACAAUAACAUCAUUCUUGACGAUGCGCGCGCCCACGCUUCAGCUCCGGACCUGUCCGUUCGAGCACCGCCUCCAUCACAGUACAGAGGCCCCGCACAAGGGGCCGGACUCUCGCAGCAUGUUGCGCGGAGCCUGGAGGAUUGGGAAGUGGAAGACUUUGUUCUUCUGGCGACCGUCGAUGGAGACCUUUAUGCCAGUGACCGUAAGACCGGUCAGGAGCGCUGGCAUUUCAAGGCCGACCACCCCAUGGUCGAAACCCGACACUUCCGAACCAAUCGCUCCGUGCUCGACGACGACUACGACCCCAUCGAUCACUACAUCUGGGUUGUGGAACCAACCAGAGACGGCGAGUUGUAUCUCUGGCGGCCGAACGAGCACGGUUCCGGAUUGGCAAAAAUGACCCUUACCAUGAAGAGGCUGGUCGAGGAACUGGCGCCUCAUAAUGACAAGGCUAACCGCGUGCUUUACACGGGCGACAAGAAGACGACCAUGGUCACUUUGAAUGCUGCCACGGGCACCAUCAUUAAGCAGUUCGGGUCCACUGGCAGUUAUGUCAAUAAGGUUGAGUCCGAAAGCUGUUUCCGGCCGAAUGCGCUCGCCGACGGUGAAGAGGAAUGCAGCGAGGAUAGCACCAUUACUCUCGGACGUACAGAGUAUACCGUCAGCAUUCAUCGCGCUGAUGGGCAGCCAAUUGCCUCCCUCAAGUAUUCGGAGUGGGGACCCAACACGCAGGACAACGACCUAAUCCAGCAGAACCUCUUGACCAAAGACAGCCGUUACGUUACGAGCCAGCAUGACGGCAAGAUCUACGGUUUUGAGUACAGCAACUUCCGCGAAGAGCGCCCCGUUUUUACCAAGAUGCUCUCAUCGCCCGUCGCCCGUGUAUUUGACGUCCUCCACCGGUGGGAGACCCCCGCUGGUAUGGACCCGGAGCUCAUUGCUCUACCCCAGCCUCCACUCCCCGCCAGCAACGAGGACAACCUGCGUCUCCGGAACGAAAAGGUCUUCAUCAAUCAGACGGAGGAUGGUGGCUGGUAUGCCCUAUCGGGAAGCCGGUAUCCCUUAAUCCUGUCUGCACCGCUGGCGCCCAUUCACCGCGUCGACUGGUGGCGGAUCAAAGAAUCUUGGGACCUGCUCCCCGAGUCGCAGAAGUCCAGAGCUUUGGUCGGGACGCACCAGCUGCCCGAUGGGUUCGGAACCCCCGAUAGGCUCCAACAGCAGUUGCCACCGCCUUUGCUACUCGAUGGUCCUCGGUCCGGGUCUGAGAGCCUCAUCGACGGCAAUGUUGCCAAACCGAUCCCGCCACUCCCCGCGCCCGAGCCGGAACCGAGUAGGAUCCUUGAGACGGCCAAGAAAGUGCCUGAGUUUGUAGUCACACGGGUGUUUGACCUUGUCAGCAACCCUGCGGCAAUUGUCCUCUUCAUCGUCACUGUGUGGAUGUUCUACAAGGACAAGAUUGUGCGCUUUAGCCGGUCCAAGGGCAAAGGGAGCUUUUUGACUCCAAAUAUCGAAGUCAAUCCGACGGUUUCGAGCUCUGAGCCUGUUGCGGACAAGCUACCUACUGCAGGCGGGCCGGUCGAGGCCAAAACUGAGAUUGCAUCCCCAGAUGCGACUCCAAGCGAGGAACUUCCGGUCGAAAGGCCCCGUGCCGGCACUUCACAGGGUGAGGUUGCUCCCCCUGAAGUUGCCCAAGAGUCAAAGCCGGAGCUUUCGGCUUCUCCCGGCUCACCUUCGCCCGGUCCAGCCUCGCCGGGCGUGACGUUUGCUGAACCACUUCCGGCCAAUAGCGAGCAGGCGGAAGGAGGUGAAGCCCAAGGCGAGCCCGUGAAGAAGAAGAAGGGCCACAGGGGCCGCCGAGGAGGCGUCAAACAUCGGAAAGGCAACAACAAGGAAAAGCGGGAAGGUUCUCAAUCGCGAGACGAUGAUUCUCCUCAGGAGAGUGUGGAGGAGGUGAUUAACAAAGCCAAGACAUUGGUCCGAGAGCCGAAGCUUGAGCCUGACAUCAUCACGAUGGCUGGCGAUGCCGACGAGGUAUCUGGCCAUAUUCUCAAGAUGGGGAGUCUCGAGGUCAAUGAGUCUGAACAGCUGGGCACGGGCAGUAAUGGCACCAUUGUCUUUGCGGGCAAGUGGGACGGCCGCGAUGUGGCUGUGAAACGCAUGUUGGUCCAGUUCAACGAAAUUGCCAGCCAGGAGACUCGGCUCUUAAGGGAGAGCGACGACCAUGAAAAUGUCAUCCGUUAUUACGCCCAACAAGAGCGUGCCGCGUUCUUGUACAUCGCGUUGGAGCUCUGCCAAGCCUCGCUGGCCGACAUAAUCCAGAAGCCGCAGUGUUUUAGGGAGCUCGCGCAGGCGGGCGAGCGUGAUCUGCCCAGUGUCUUGUACCAGAUCGCCAAUGGCUUGAGUCAUCUCCAUAGCCUACGGAUCGUCCAUCGCGACCUUAAACCGCAGAAUAUCCUCGUCAACAUGGGCAAGAACGGCAUGCCCCGGAUUUUGGUCUCCGACUUUGGACUGUGCAAGAAGCUGGAAGGCGGGCAGUCAUCAUUCGGUGCUACCACCGCCCACGCCGCAGGUACCACUGGUUGGCGCGCGCCGGAGCUGCUCAUUGACGAUGAUGCGCCGGUGCCGACCUCCAUGACGCUCACCGACCCUGGCUCCAGCCUCCAUAGUGCGUCAGGCUCUGGCAUGGUCGAGGGUCCGGGCCCCCACAGCCGACGAGUCACCCGAGCUAUUGACAUUUUCUCACUUGGGUUGGUCUUCUUCUAUGUCCUCACUCGCGGCAACCACCCGUUCGACUGCGGCGACCGCUUCAUGCGCGAAGUGAACAUCCGCAAGGGCAACUACAACCUGCAGCUCCUCGAUAUCCUCGGCGACCUCGCUUUUGAAGCACGCGACCUCAUCAGCAGCAUGCUCAAUGCUAACCCCAAGCAGCGCCCCUCCGCCGUCGAGGUGAUGUGCCACCCUUUCUUCUGGACUCCCAAAAGGCGACUCCAUUUCCUUUGCGACGUAUCCGACCACUUCGAAAAGGAGCCUCGCGACCCGCCUUCGACCACCCUUGCUCACCUCGAAUCUUACGCGCCCGAUGUUGUCCAGUCCGAUUUCCUCAAGCACCUCCCCCGCGAGUUUGUCGACAGCCUCGGUAAACAGCGCAAGUACACCGGCACCCGUCUUCUGGACCUGCUCCGUGCUCUGCGGAACAAGCGCUACCACUACGAGGAUAUGCCCGAGUCGCUUAAGAAGACUGUCGGGUCUCUGCCGGAUGGCUAUCUCGGGUUUUGGGCGCGGCGGUUCCCCAACCUAUUGAUCGUCUGCUGGAAUGUGGUGUACAACCUGCACUUGGAACACUCGGAUCGAUUCCGCGACUAUUUUGUGUGUGCGCCGCCCACGAAUGUGUAG
Dichotomopilus funicola is the source of this 3738-nucleotide messenger RNA. RefSeq lists its product as uncharacterized. Gene Ontology annotation, molecular function: protein serine/threonine kinase activity; RNA endonuclease activity; ATP binding. The coding region runs from base 1 to 3738 and encodes 1245 amino acids. Gene Ontology annotation, cellular component: IRE1-TRAF2-ASK1 complex. Lineage: Eukaryota; Fungi; Ascomycota; Sordariomycetes; Sordariales; Chaetomiaceae. The transcript is spliced from 2 exons. The record is from RefSeq and is a predicted model, not a curated record. Gene Ontology annotation, biological process: protein phosphorylation; mRNA processing; IRE1-mediated unfolded protein response.